AAGUAGGAUGUUUGACCCUUACGUGCACCCGUAGCAGGCUGGCCUGGUCCUCUCAAUCCCAGAUGCUUAGUGGAGUGUCUGUAAUAAGUCUGGCUGGCUGGGCUGCUGCCACAUAGACAGGGGGGAGGUUGUGCUGGGAGGCUGGGAGUAUCCACUAGUGCUCAGGAAGCCGAGGCCCGUGCUCACAUUUCUUCCAUUGUAGAUGAUAACUUUCUGACAGCACAAACUUCUAAAUCAAUCUUUAUGUCAUGCAUGUUAUAAAUCUGUUAUGGGUCUACAUAUAUUUGCAUGCAUAGAGUUUAUAUUGGAGUAAAAGUAAAUUUAUGUCUAUAGUUACUUGUUAGAUAACAUUCGUAUAAUGUCUAAUGAAGUAAAGCAGAGGAAGAAAGGGGGCGCUUCCACCACCGCCAAGGAGGUGAAGGAUACUCAGCGGAGUGGCACUGCUAUUGGACAACGGAAUGGUCAGCGGGCUGGCACCACCCCGGGACAACAGGAAGGUCAGCGGAGUGGCACCCCUUCAGGACAGCAGGAAGGUCAGCGGAGUGGCACUGCCCCAGUACGGCGGGCACAGGGUGAGCAGCCAGGGAAGGUCGUGGUGGAUUCCUCUGCCCAUGGAAGCAGAUCCCAGUGUUCAGACAUCAGGACGGUGCUUUGCUCCCUGUGUUUGGCGAUUUGUGUGGCGUUGAUAUGGACUGUAUUUCAGCAUUCACAAAACUUUGCUGUUCUUGAACAGAAGUAUCAGGCUCUGCAGUCCCGGUCUUCAGCACUAGAGGAGCUGGAAAGUAAAGUUGGGCACAUUAUUGGGAAGCUCGUGUCUACAGAUGAUAUCUCGGCAGAAGCCAUUGCAUCACACUCCAUAGUGACAAACUUGCAGAAACAAGUGUCUACGCUCUAUAGUGACAUGGACCGCAUCCAAGUCAAUGAGCAGGCAGUCUCUGAGAAGAUGCAGAAUGUCAACCUGAAGCUACAAAACGUCACCAAUUCUUGGAAAGGAAGCCUCGAUAAGAUGAAUCUGGAGACCAACUCGGCCAAGUCAGAGGCAAAAUCAUUUCACCACCAAAUGACUUUAAAGAUUAAUGCUGCUGACCAAACACUGAAACUUAUCUCUGAGAAACUUAAAGAGUUUGAAGAAAGUACGCCAAGAAAUUUCAGAACCGUGAAAAGACAGGAGGACGAUGACCUUCAGCGUAUCACUGAGGUCCUGGACUAUGAUGCCAAAGCUAUCGAGGAACUGGAAAAGCAAGAGAACGAUUUGACCAAUAUGAACCAAGAGGUGCAACAGAACUUGAUGAAGUUUCAGCCAAAGUUGGCUGAGUGCAUGACGAAUUUGCCAACCAUUGACAAUGCUGUUCGCACUCUUCUUAAGGUCUCAAAUGAGAUGCUUGACCUAGACAAAAAGAUAAAUGAGUUGACCGUGCAGGUGUUUAGUACCGAGGACAAUCUACUGAAAAUCAUCACCGAGACUUUGGAAAUCCAGCAAGCUCUGGAAGGGAUGCAGUAUGAUAAUAGUAUUCUAAAAAUGCAGAAUGAAAUCUCCUCUUUGAAGGACAAAGUGCAGAUUUUAUCUGCAAAUAAAGACCAUUCUCUGUCAGAAAAGGAGGAGUCUGAUGAAGGUUGAAAUUAAUCUCAUGGAACCAGUUGUGUCUGGUAAUCAAGGAUGAUGCCACCAUACUUUUAUUCAAAUGAUCAUUUAGUCCACCAGUUUGUCACUCCUAAAUGACAAUGAGUUCUGUCUACCUAUACAUAGCAUGUCCACUUUAACAGAAGCUGUACCAUUUUAUCCUGAUCAAUUUGUACCAAUAGCCUUGCCCAUUGACAGAAUGCCACAAGGGAGCAUAACCAUAUUAUAUGUUAUGUGAGCAUUGUACUGGAAAUAUUGCACACUGGCUUUUAGCUAUUGUGUUUUAUUCAUUAUCCUCUUCUGUUACACACAGUAUUAUUUUACUUCCACUGUUCCAUUACAGUCUUAGGAUGAACUUAAAUUGUUCCUCUGUCAAAUGACCUGUCUAUUUUAUAGUAGAGAUGCGAGGGGAGGAUGCCAAGUGGGAUCCCAUAAUCUGUUUUCGGGACCCUCUGAUUCUCAGAUUUGCAGACUAAUGGGGUUCCACUGGUUUAAAGAGUAAUUGUCCUAAAAAUGAAAAUAAAAUGUGGGAUCAGAGGUCCACAGUACACAUUUCAAAAUAAUUAAAAGUUUGACUUCA
Molecule: messenger RNA, 2201 nt
Organism: Pseudophryne corroboree (corroboree frog)
Lineage: Eukaryota; Metazoa; Chordata; Amphibia; Anura; Myobatrachidae
Gene: IKBIP
Product: IKBKB interacting protein
Exons: 3
Coding region: 359-1618 (419 amino acids)
Source: RefSeq, a predicted model, not a curated record